AUGGCAUUCAACCCGGAAUGGUUGACAAAACCUCCCCCAGUUUUGGACGAUACAGACGAUGUGCUGCGGGCGUUCAUUCUCGAGCCCAAAAUACCGACACACGAACCGAAGCCCUAUUUUAUGCCACGUACUCCAGCCGUAGAGCAGCUGUACGAUAUACCACACGCACCAAUCAUCACACGUAUCGUACCGGACCGGUGCCCGGAAACCGGCAAGGUGUUAGACUUCAUCGAGACGAUGGUGCAGAAUGCGGGUUCAACCGCCAAAAACUCCAUGUCGCUGCAACGUGAGCCCACCGAGUCUCUCGAUUCAGCGCGAGGAUCGGCUUCUUACUUUCCAUUCUGGCCAGGCGGAUUCGACGAGCCGGAAACCGUACUUGCCGGUAUACCGAGCAGUCCGAUGUUUGAGACAAACCUAAAAACCUGUCCACCUGGGUUCAUCUCCGGAGUUGAUUUUCCAUCUGUAACCUCCGUCGAUGACCAAACGGGUCACACGGCCGAGGGCAGUGUGGUCGAUCUUCUGUCAGCGAUUGCUGACGACGACGGUUUCGAGUUGGAGCCGGUAGUGCAACAAAAAGAGACCACCGAAGUAAAGUCGGACGAUACAAUGGAUGGUAAAAAAUCUGUCGACAUUGUCGACGAGGAUCUACUGGCGAUGGAUAAGGAGCUACCCAGUGGGCAAGUGCUGAACAUCUCAACCGUCAGUAAUACCGCCGUACAUUCGGCCGAAUGGGCCGAAAUGCUCGAUAUAUCGAAACCAGUGGAUGAUUUCUACGUCAAAAUUCCCGUUAUGGCGCACCGAUUCCCCUUCGAGCUGGACAUUUUCCAGAAACAGGCAAUCCUUAAACUCGAAGAACACAGCCACGUGUUUGUGGCGGCGCACACCUCCGCUGGCAAGACUGUGGUGGCGGAGUACGCGAUCGCCCUGUCGAAGAAGCACAUGACCAAAACCAUCUACACGUCGCCGAUAAAGGCGCUAUCGAAUCAGAAGUAUCGUGACUUCAAAACCACGUUUCAAGACGUCGGUUUAAUAACGGGCGACAUCCAGGUCGAUCCAACCGCCUCCUGUCUGAUCAUGACAACCGAAAUCCUGCGCUCGAUGCUGUACUGUGGCAGCGACAUAACGCGUGAUCUUGAGUAUGUGAUCUUCGAUGAAGUGCAUUACAUUACCGACUCGGACCGGGGGCACGUGUGGGAGGAGGUACUUAUCCUGCUUCCCGACCACGUGUGCAUCGUGAUGCUGAGUGCGACCGUUCCGAACACGAUCGAAUUCGCGAACUGGGUGGGUAAGACGAAGAAAAAGCGCGUCUAUGUGGUGAGCACGGCAAAGCGGCCUGUACCACUGGAGCACUACCUGUACACCGGUUUCGGUGGCAAGACGAAGAACGAUUCGUUCCUGAUCGUGAACGAACACAGCAAGUUUCUCCAGGAAGGAUAUCGAAAGGCAAAGGAAAGCUGCGAAGCGCGGCAAGUGAAAGGUCCGGCGGGUCGCCGUUCCGGUCCGUACAGCCAGCGACAAGAGCAGACACUUUGGGUCGGAUUGAUCGAUUACCUACAGAAGAAAGAUAAACUGCCGGUGGUGGCGUUCACGUUAUCGCGCAACCGUUGUGACAACAACGCGGAAGCACUGAUGUCCUGUGAUUUGACGACGGCACGGGAAAAGUACGCCGUUACUUCCUUUUUCCAGCAGUGCCUGCAGCGACUGAUCCCGCCCGACCGUGCACUACCGCAGGUGCUGCAAAUGCAGAGCUGCCUCGAGCGGGGCAUCGGCAUUCAUCACAGCGGUAUUCUGCCGAUCCUUAAGGAGAUCGUCGAGAUGCUGUUCGCACGUGGGUUGGUGAAAAUUUUGUUCGCCACGGAAACGUUCGCGAUGGGCGUGAACAUGCCCGCGCGGACGGUCGUUUUCGAUAGUACGCGGAAGUUCGAUGGGCUAGCCGUACGCACACUGCAAACGUCGGAGUACACGCAGAUGGCGGGUCGUGCCGGUCGGCGUGGUCUCGACAAAACCGGUACAGUGAUCAUAAUAUGCAAACAAAACAUCCCGACCGACGCCGAACUGAACACGAUGAUAUUGGGCAAACCGAUUCGAUUGGAGUCGCAGUUCCGCCUUACGUAUGCUAUGAUGCUGUACCUGUUGCGGGUAGAGUUGGUCACGGUCGAGAACAUGAUGCUGCACAGCUUCAGGGAGUUUGGGAAGCGACAGGAGCUACCGAAGAGCAAACUCGAGCUCAGCAAAGUGCAAGAGAAGGUGUCGUCUUUGAGUAAGCUUGGUGACCAUCUGGCACCGUUGGGCGGAUUCUAUGAUGCCGCGUAUGAGUACAUUAAGCUGUGGGAUGAACUGCUCCCUAAACAACUCUGCCAACCGAAGGCGAUAAACGAGCUUAAACUGGGACGCGUGUUGCUGGUUACGGAUCGAAACCACUACAACAAGUUGGGCAUACUGCUCUCGGUAUCCACGCAGUCACACAAAGAGAUGAAGCUCACCGUACUCGUGUUGGAUCACGAAUCCGCGGUUCCGUACGCUCCUGCCGAUACGCUUGAUCGCGGCCCGCUAUGGCACCGGAUGUUGUCACUCGCACUACCCUACGCAACCUUCUCACCAGAGGGUGUUGGUGGGCAUUGCGUGUUGACGUUGCAACCCGCUAAUGUGCUCGAAGUAACGAAGCAUGUGAUAAAAUGCGAUACCAGCAGCAUAAUUCGUAGCUGGGAAACACGGCUCAUUCCGCGUUUUUACGAUUCACCUCCGUCUCAAACGACUAUCGAGGCGGUGGCCAGUUUGGCCGAGCUGAACGCGUCCGUAAUACAGACCGGUUCAGCCACCGGUACGCUGGAAUGUGUGCGCUUCCCGCGGGAUCUUGAAAACCUAACCCUAACGGAACAGCUUAAGGUGGCUUUGGGCCGGAUGACGCAAUGGCUCCCGUACACAAACAUAGCCAAUUUCGAGCAGGAAUUCGCACUUGUUUACGAUCGCAAGCAGCUCGAGCGGAAGCUGGAAGAGCUGAAGUUCCAGGUGUCCUACGAAAGCAUGUCAUUGUACCCUGAUUACUGCCGGAAGUUGCAGGUGCUGCAGGAGCUCAAGUACAUUGACGACAUGCAGCAAGUGGCUAUGAAGGGACGCGUUGCUUGCGAGAUGGGCCAGAACGAGCUGAUGAUUACGGAGCUGGUGAUGCGCAACAUCUUGACUGAUCUGCAACCAGCUGAAAUUGCUGCCCUGCUCUCGAGCUUGGUAUUUCAGGCCAAAACCGAUGUCACGCCAACGCUCACCGAAACUCUGCAAAAGGCCGUGAAGCAAUUUAUGGAGGUAGAAAACGACAUCCGGCGCGUCGAGCAACAGUUUAUGGUUACGGAUGGGCCAAAGAAGGAGGAACUGAACUUUGGCCUGGUGGAGGUGGUAUACGAGUGGGCCUGCAACAAACCGUUCGCCGAGAUCAUGACGCUGACCGAUAUCAAGGAGGGCAUCAUCGUGCGCUGCAUCCAGCAGCUCAACGAGACGCUCUGCAAUGUGAAGGAUGUCGCCCGCAUCAUUGGUGAUCCAGUGCUGCAUAGCAAAAUGGAGGAAGCAUCGAACACGAUCAAACGGGACAUUGUAUUUGCGGCAAGCUUGUACAUCUCCAGUACGCCUAUCGUUAUCGCCGAUGUGUAG
Anopheles nili is the source of this 3642-nucleotide messenger RNA. RefSeq names its product SKI2 subunit of superkiller complex protein (gene tst). The record is from RefSeq and is a predicted model, not a curated record. Gene Ontology annotation, molecular function: RNA binding; ATP binding; RNA helicase activity. The coding region runs from base 1 to 3642 and encodes 1213 amino acids. The transcript is spliced from 5 exons. Gene Ontology annotation, cellular component: Ski complex. Gene Ontology annotation, biological process: nuclear-transcribed mRNA catabolic process, 3'-5' exonucleolytic nonsense-mediated decay. NCBI's taxonomy places the organism in Eukaryota, Metazoa, Arthropoda, Insecta, Diptera, Culicidae.